AUGUUGCGAUUCGUCGCAACUUUGCAAUUGAUACUACUUCUUUUUUUAUUUGUAUCACCUGGCAAUGGUGACGAAACAAAGUGUACAAUUAGACCGUAUGAAGCGAAAGGUGAAGUUAGUCCAGGAAGUAAUGGAUAUUUAAUUGAAAUUAAUGGAACCUCCACUAAAUCAAUGGAUACGACAAAAGGAUUUGUUCCCGGAGAAGUAUAUAAAGUGUCAAUUCGUGGUUGGAGAACUCAAUACACAGUGAAAACAUUCCGUGGAUUCGUGAUUUCUUCUCUUUUUGAAGAUAACACAUCCGCUGGUUCAUGGGAGGUAGUCAAAGGACAUGGAGACGCAAGAAUCUCUCCAGGAUGUCGCCGUUCUGGUGUCUCUCAUGCAAAUUUGAAAUCGAAGACUUCUGUUCAUAUGAUGUGGAAAGCUCCUGAAGUAUCAACUGGAUGUGUCAUGUUCCGAGCAUCUGUUAUUGAAACCAAGUAUGUUUGGUUUACAGAAGCAGAGGGUCUCACUCUGAAAUUUUGUGUUCAGCAAGGAACCCAAAUUCUGAAGGCUGUCGAUGAUCCAUCCGCCACGUGUUGUGCGUGUGAUAUUGCUCAAUAUGAUCUAGAAUUUACUGGAAUCUGGAGCAAGAAUACCCAUCCAAAAGACUAUCCAACACUGGAACAUUUGACUCAUUUCACUGAUAUGUUAGGAUCUUCUCACUCUUCAAACUAUUCUUUAUGGGAAAUCGGUGGAAUUUCAACUGACGGAAUGAAAGAAAUUGCUGAAUGGGGAAACACUUAUAAAGCGGAAGGAGAGGCAAAGGCAAAGGCAUCGGAAGUUAGAAGUCUGAUGAAGGUCAAGGGAUUGUGGUUUCCAGAUGUUCAGGGAACUACUAAAUCUCAAUUCGUCGUCAAUAAAUACCAUCACUUUGUGUCCCUCGCCACAAUGUUUGGCCCAUCUCCUGAUUGGUGUGUCGGUCUCUCAUCCGUCAAUCUCUGUCUCCCUGACUGUACUUGGGUUGAGGAGAGGACAUUUGAAUUGCAGCCGUUCGAUGCUGGAACCGACUCUGGACCUGCUUAUAUGAGUCCAAAUGCACCAACCGAACCACGUGAACCAAUUCACUGGAUCACUACAAAAUUGAAUCCGCUGAGCCCAUUUUACAAUCAGAAUUCAGAUACUAUUCCAACUCUUGCAAAGGUUGUUUUGAGAAGGAAGAAUCUGACAUCUUCUGAGUGUAAAUCAGAUGAUAUUUAUAAAGCAGAAGCCCACAAUAUCACGAAUACAAGUGAAGAUGAAGAGUAUAAAGAUAGAAGAGAGUGUAUGAUGACUCAAUGGGAACCAUGGAGUUUGUGCUCAGCAACUUGUGGAAAAGGAAUCAGAAUUCGUAGUCGUGUUUAUGUGUUUCCAAUUAAGGCUCAAGUCUUCCAUUGCCACAGACAAACCACUGAAAAACAGUUUUGUAACGCGAAGAUCAAUGAAUGCGAAAAUUCCGAAGCAUUCAGUUCAAAAUGUCAAGUCAGUUCAUGGGGUGCUUGGGGCGAUUGCAGUGUUCAAUGUGGUCAUGGAAUGAGGAGUCGCAAUCGAACAUUCCUGAAUCCAGCGACAAAAGCAGGAGACUGUAGUGUGGAAUUGGAACGAAAAGAUAUAUGUGUAGGAGAGAACGGAGAUGAUUGUAAUGUGACUCCGGAUCCAUUAUGUAAGACAACAGCAUGGUCUGAUUGGUCACCAUGCUCUGCUUCUUGUGAUGAAGGAGUUCGUGUCAGAACCAGAUUGUUCUUUUAUUCUGAACAUGAAAAACGGUGUAUGCAUGUCAAUUUACAAGAGAAGGACACGUGUGUAAUGCAGUCUUGUCGGCGAUUUAUUGAGAUUAAUUCAGAGGAGAUUUGUCAAGAAGAGAAACAAGCUGGACAAUGUGCUGGAAGUUUCCCUCGUUACUGGUAUAAUCAUGAGAAGACGCAGUGUGAAAGAUUCAUUUUCACUGGUUGCAAAGGAAACAGAAAUCAAUUUGAAACUGAAGAGGAAUGCAAACAAAUAUGUCUUCCGGGCUAUGAGAAAACAAAGUCACUGAUUCCAAAUAAUCAAUUGUUGGAAGAUUUCGGAGGUGAUCAAGUUGACGAUGGAGGGGAAAGAGUUGAUUGUGAAGUCUCGAAAUGGACUGCUUGGGGAUCAUGCUCUGUCAGUUGUGGACGUGGAAAGAAAACGAGAAGUCGAAGUGUUGUGAAACUGGCCAGAAAUGGAGGACAACAUUGUUCGGAGCAUCUCAUGCAGGAGCUACAAUGCCGAUUGAGACCAUGUCCAGUAAAACUGACAUGUCAAGUUGGACCGUGGUCUCGUUGGUCUCCAUGUUCGGUUUCCUGUGGUGAAGGUUCCCAAACUAGAAGAAGAAGAGUAAUACGAGCCAGGAAUGAUGAUUGGGAAGAGAUCGAAUGUGAUGAGGCUGAGACCGAAGUCCGACAGUGUACGGGUCGCCAUCAGUGUUGA
This is a messenger RNA of Caenorhabditis remanei, 2463 nucleotides long. RefSeq lists its product as uncharacterized. Gene Ontology annotation, cellular component: extracellular matrix. Gene Ontology annotation, molecular function: serine-type endopeptidase inhibitor activity. Gene Ontology annotation, biological process: cell adhesion. NCBI's taxonomy places the organism in Eukaryota, Metazoa, Nematoda, Chromadorea, Rhabditida, Rhabditidae. The record is from RefSeq and is a predicted model, not a curated record. The coding region runs from base 1 to 2463 and encodes 820 amino acids. The transcript has 12 exons.